Lates calcarifer (barramundi perch) is the source of this 2712-nucleotide messenger RNA. It is a transcript of the gene abcg5, whose product is annotated as ATP-binding cassette, sub-family G (WHITE), member 5. Lineage: Eukaryota; Metazoa; Chordata; Actinopteri; Centropomidae. The record is from RefSeq and is a predicted model, not a curated record. Gene Ontology annotation, molecular function: ATP binding; ATP hydrolysis activity; ABC-type transporter activity. Gene Ontology annotation, cellular component: plasma membrane. The coding region runs from base 225 to 2198 and encodes 657 amino acids. The transcript has 14 exons. Gene Ontology annotation, biological process: cholesterol homeostasis.
UAACGGAACAUUUGCUGUGUGUUUAUGGCUCCUGAGAGACACCACUGCUCUUGCACUGCUGCUCUGUACAGAGAACAAGCUGCAGAGAAACAAAGUUUGGGACUAUAAGACGACUUAAUUUUAGAGCUUUACAUGCUAUUAUAUGAGUGGUGAUAGAUAUGAACAAACUGAUCUGAGACGGACUUGAUACAGUUGUCGUUUGGAGCAGAAGACUGGCUGGAGACAUGAACAGAUUUUAUUCGAUGCAGCCCGUGGAACCAGAGAACGGGACCAAAGUGAGAGAGUCCUUCAAGUUUGUGUCGGAAGUGAAGAGGGAUGUAUGGAGGGACAGUGGAGAGGAGCGAUCAGAGCCCUUUUGUUGUCUGAGUGUCAGCAAGAUCUCCUACACAGUCAGUGAGCGUGUGGGUCCUUGGUGGGACUUACCCUCCUACAGGAAGCGCUGGACUCGUCAGAUCCUCAAUGAUGUCUCCUUCCACGUAGACAGUGGGCAGAUCAUGGGUAUACUGGGCAAUUCAGGGUCAGGAAAGACUACAUUAUUGGAUGCCAUCUCAGGGAGGAUUGGAAACUGUGGUACACUGUUGGGUGAGGUCUUUGUUAACGGCAGGAAUCUGAAGAGAGAGGAGUAUCAGGACUGUUUCUCCUAUGUACUGCAGAGCGAUAACUUGUUGAGUUAUCUGACAGUGGAGGAGACUCUGACAUACACAGCCCAGCUGGCUCUGCGGAAACACUCGGCCGAAGCCAUCAAGAAAAAGGUGUCAGCAGUGAUGGCUGAGCUGAGUCUGAGCCACGUUGCCCACAGUGUUAUUGGAGGUCGUGUUUUCCCAGGGAUCUCUGGAGGCGAGAGGAGGAGGGUCUCCAUCGCCAGCCAGCUACUUCAGGACCCACGGGUGAUCCUAUUGGAUGAGCCGACCACUGGCCUGGAUAGCAUGACCGCCAAUCAGAUUGUGGUGCUGCUGGCAGAGCUGGCCCGGAGGAACCGUAUCGUCAUAGUAACCAUCCACCAACCACGCUCCGAGCUCUUCAGGGUGUUCAGCAGGAUAGCUAUAAUGAGUCGUGGAGAGCUGGUGUUCUGUGGGCAGCCAGAAGAGAUGGUGGACUUCUUCAGCCAAUGUGGAUAUGAGUGUCCGGAGUACUGCAACCCCUUUGACAUCUAUGUUGACUUCACCUCGGUGGACACGCGCAGCAGUGAGAGGGAAGCAGCCACGUUCAGUCGCAUGCAUGAGAUCACUUCAUCCUAUCAGAGGUCUGCCAUCUACCAGAGCAUGCUGGGAAAAAUAGAGCAGAGCCUGCAGCGGGAAGAGAAGCCAGCCAUCCCCUUUAAGAGCAAAGAGUCGCCCAGUGGUGCAGCCAAACUUGAAGUUCUGCUCAGGCGGACUGCAAGAAACCUGUCCAGAGACAGGAUGGGCGUUCUGAUGCGUCUGUCCCAGAACCUGAUCUACGGUCUCUUCGUGGCCUUCUUCGUCAUGCAUUUAGACAACGAUGUUGCCAAGGGUGCAGUGCAGGACCGCAUCGGCAUCAUCUAUCAGAGCGUUGGUGCUUCGCCCUACACUGGCAUGCUGAACGCUGUAGCUCUCUUCCCGGCGUUGCGGGCCAUCAGUGAUCAGGAGAGUCAGGAUGGUCUGUACAGUAAAUGGCAAAUGUUCUUGGCCUACAUCUUCCACAUCCUGCCCUUCAGCAUCCUGAGUGUGUUUAUCUUCACCUCCUUCCUUUACUGGACAGUGGGGAUGCAUCCUGAGACCUUGCGUUUCCUGUGUUUCACAGCUGUAGUCCUGGUGCCACAUAUUAUAGGUGAGUUGCUGACUGUGGUGUUAUUAGGAGUGGUCCAAGACCCUAACAUGGUCAACACUGGUGUGGCUCUGCUGAAUAUUGCAGGGAUCUUAGUGGGGUCUGGCUUCCUAAGAAGCACCCAGCAGAUGCCAGUGGUCUUCCAGUGGCUCAGCUACCUGACUUUUCAGAAGUACAGCUGUGAGCUGCUCAUAGUCACGGAGUUCCACGGACUUGACUUUACAUGCAAUAGUUCCAAACCUUUGCCAGGAGCCUGUCUGGUCACUCAUGGCAGUCAGAUCAUUGACGAAGGCUAUCCUGGCGCUUUGUCCCGAUACACGCUAGACUUUGUUCUCCUCUACGCCUUCCUCCCUGCCCUCCUGUUGCUGGGCAUGAUCAGCUUCAAGAUCAGAGACAAGCUUGUACGUCACUGAAAACCACAGACACAUUUGUGGGAGAUUCCUCUGUUUAAACAGGGAGCUGAAACUGAGUUGGGUUCAGAUGAUCCUAAACACAGUUGCAAGUAUGAUGUACGUACAACUUUUAAAGAAUAAUGUAUUGUAUAGUUCAAUGAUGAAAGUAGUGCACAGAGCCUCUGUUAUAACCCAGGACCUUUGUUUCAUGUCUUACCCCUUCUCUCUCCCCCAUGUUUUCCGUCUACCUCCUCACCCAUAACUGUCGUUAUUGAUCAUGUAGUUGUUGUUUAAAUAUUGUGACUGUAAUGUGUUAUGAAUAGAAAGUAAUGCCUACCGUAAUGAUGUAAAAUUGUUUAUUUUUCUAGAACACAUUUUAGCAUUAGUACACUGUACAUGUGGUUUUGUAGUGUUUAAAAGUAAGUUCUAUCAGUAGAAAACAAUGACAAACCAGUAAAUAAAUAAUGAAAAAUGUAUAUGUACAUUAAUAUGUGGUGUAUGAGUGUGACCAUAAAGCUGAUACUCAUGUCUCCAA